AUGGCAGACCCUGCGUUCACCCACUCGCUCUUCGCCACCCUCGAGCAGACCAUCGCACCCGACACCCAGGUCAUCAAGGCUGCGACGGUCCAGCUCAACAACCACUUCUACACGGACGCCCGAUGCGUCCCUUCCCUGUUCGAGAUCGGCACGAGUGGCGCCAACCCGGCUAUCCGCCAACUGGCGCUCGUCGAGCUCCGCAAGCGCGUCUCGGCCAAGAAGAACAAGCAAUGGCUCGCGCAGCAGCAGGACGUGCGGAACGCGAUCAAGAGUCGGCUGCUUGACUUCUUGCUCACCGAGACCAACUCCCAAGCCCGCGCUGCCUCGACCCGCCUCGUGUCGGCGCUCGCCAAGCUCGAGGUCGAAAAGGGUACCUGGCCUGAACUCUACCCCUGGUUGUGGAACAUGGCGUCCGCGCCCGCCGCCUCUCAGCGCGAAGUCGCCCUCCAAACCAUCUUCAUGGUUCUCGACACCAUCUCGAUCGCACCUACCACCGCCGGAGGGAACGCGACGAACCAGAUUCCCGCGUUGUUGCAGCUGCUGAGUAAGACGGUCGCGGAUCCGGAGAGUCUGGUCGUCAAGGUUUGGUCGAUUCGGGCGUUGGGCAAGUUGAGCGAGUUCUUGGAGGAGGGCGAGGAUGCAGAGAUUUCGACGGUCCAGGGCUUGAUUCCCGCGGUCGUCCAGGUCCUCCAGCAGUCGCUCGACAACUCGGACGAGUCGUCGACCAAGUCGAUCUUCGAGUUCAUCGAGCAGAUCACGCUCUCCGAGGUGCCCAUCUUCAACCCGCACAUCACCAACUUUGUCACGUUCCUCCUCCAAGCCUCGGCGAACCAGGCCUACGACUCGGAUUUGCGCGUCAUGUGCCUCAACUCGCUCUUCUGGAUCGUCAAGUUCAAAAAGUCCAAGGUCCAGCAGCUCAACCUCGCCCCUCAGAUCCUCACCGGCCUGUUGCCCAUUGGCGCCGAGCCCGAACCCGCCGACAUCGAGGACGAGGCGCCUUCCCGCGUCGCUUUCCGCGUCAUCGACGUCCUCGCGACCUCGCUCCCUCCGUCGCACGUCUUCCCCCCUCUCUUCGAGCAAGUCCGCACGCUCGCCGCUUCCCCCGACGCCGGACUCCGCAAGAGCGCCAUCACCGCUUUCGGCGUCGUCGUCGAGGGUUGCUCGCUCUACAUCCAGCCUCACCUCGACAACCUCUGGCCGCUCAUCAUCAACGGCCUGCAAGACCCCGAGGUCGUCGUUCGCAAGGCGGCGUGCACGGCACUCGGGUGCCUGUGUGAGAUGCUCGAGGAGGAAUGCGCGAAGCAGCACGCCCUCCUCCUCCCGCUCAUCUCGAAGCUCAUGUCCGACCCGGCGACUCAGCGACCGGCCUGUAUCGCUCUCGACUGUCUCCUCGAGGUUCUCGGAUCCGACAUCGAGCCGUACAUCCCCUCGCUCAUGGAGGCCCUCGUCGGGAUGCUCGACUCGGCCCCUCUCGCGCUCAAGUCGACCGUCGUCGGCGCGAUCGGCUCGGCCGCACACGCGUCAAAGACCAAGUUUGCGCCCUACUUUGACGCAACCAUGCAGCGACUCGUGCAGUUCCUCCAGCUCACCGAGGAGGGCGAGGAACUCGACCUCCGCGGUGUCGCGCAAGACACGGUCGGGACGCUCGCCGAGGCGGUCGGUGCCGAGCAGUUCCGCCCUUACUACGCGCCGUUGAUGCAGCAUGCGAUUGCGGCGGUCGGGAUCGAGCACGCGUCAAACUUGAAGGAGUGCAGCUCGAUCUUCUUUGCGGUCGUCUCGCGCGUCUACAAGGAGGAGUUUGCGCAGUACCUCCCCAUCAUCAUGCCUAUCCUCCUUGCCUCGGUCGCACAGGAGGAGGUUGACGACGAGGCGCUCCUCGGCGGCAACGCCUCGACCGACUUUGCGACGGGCGUUGACGACGACGACGAGGACCCCGACUUUGAGGACCUCGACGAGGACAUCGACUCGGACGAGGAGGAGGCCUUCUACAAGGCGAGCACGCAGAUCGCGAUCGAGAAGGAGUGCGCCUCGGACGCGCUCGCCGAGAUUUUUGACAACGUCGGCAAGCCCUUCCUCCCUUACCUCGAGCCGUGCGUCAAGGCACUCGUCGCGGGCGUCGACCACCACUGGCACGACGGCAUCCGCAAGAGCAGCAUGGCUGCCUUGCUCGGCUUCAUCGCGACCCUCAACCGCCUCGUCGAGCCGCCCAAGUGGACCAAGGGUUCGAGCGGGAACCAGCUCAACCCGGACGUUGCCCAGCUCGUCCAGCUCGUCAUGCCCAAGAUCAUGGAGGCCUGGGCAGAGGAGGACGAGCUAUCGGUCGUCAACGAGUUGUGCAACUCGCUCUCCGCCGCACUCAUGGCCGUCGGCCCGGCCCUCAUCGUUCCCGACUACGUCCAGCCCAUCUGCGAGCAGGCUUCGGCGAUCCUCCAGCGCAAGGCCAAGUGCCAGAUUGGCGACGACGAGGACGAGGCCGAGGCCGGCGAGCACGAGCAGAGCGAGUACGAUGCGGCGCUCGUCGGUGCCGCGUGCGACCUCGUUGGCUCGCUCGCUUCGACCCUCGGCGCCGACUUUGCCCAGCUCUUCUCCGCCUUCAUGCCCUCGAUGAUCUCGUACUACGACCCGGCGCGCUCGACGGCCGACCGCUCGACCGCCAUCGGCUCGCUCGCCGAGAUCGUCAACGGAAUGGAGGGCGCCUCGACCGCCUUCUCCGACACCCUCUUCCCGCUCUUCCUCCAGGCCUUGGCUGACCCCGAGCCCGAGGUCCAGUCCAACGCCGCCUUCGCGACCGGCAGCCUCGUGCUCCACACCACGGGCGACCUCUCCCCCCACUACCUCACCGUCCUCCAGGCCCUGCAUCCCCUCCUCGGCUUGCCUGACGAUGGCGCGGCGAAGCACGAGAACGCCAAGGACAACGCGUGCGGUGCGAUCGCGCGGAUGAUUAUCAAGAACGCGUCUGCCGUCCCUCUCGACCAGGUUGUUCCCGUUCUCGUCCAGUCCCUCCCCCUUCGACGAGACUACGCCGAGUCGGGCCACGUCUUCGAUGCGCUCCUCCUCCUCUUGCGCGAGCAGAACCCGCAAAUCCUCGCCAACCUCGACCACGUCCUCUCCGUUUUCGCCAAGGCCCUCGCCUCAACCAAGAAGGAGGAUGGCAGCGACGUCUUCUACCCUAACGGCGACGCCCAGAUCAGCCAGGAGAACAAGCAGCGCAUCGUCGAGCUCGUCAAGGCUCUCGCGUCGAGCCAGCCCGAAAAGGUCCAGCAGGCCGGCCUUGCGCCUUACCUCGCCUAA
This is a messenger RNA of Rhodotorula toruloides NP11, 3291 nucleotides long. RefSeq names its product importin beta-4 subunit. The transcript is spliced from 7 exons. Gene Ontology annotation, cellular component: nucleus; cytoplasm. NCBI's taxonomy places the organism in Eukaryota, Fungi, Basidiomycota, Microbotryomycetes, Sporidiobolales, Sporidiobolaceae. Bases 1 to 3291 code for a protein of 1096 amino acids. Gene Ontology annotation, molecular function: nuclear import signal receptor activity; small GTPase binding. The record is from RefSeq and is a predicted model, not a curated record. Gene Ontology annotation, biological process: protein import into nucleus.